Molecule: messenger RNA, 1938 nt
Organism: Scylla paramamosain (green mud crab)
Lineage: Eukaryota; Metazoa; Arthropoda; Malacostraca; Decapoda; Portunidae
Exons: 4
Coding region: 197-1426 (409 amino acids)
Biological process (GO): cholesterol biosynthetic process; brassinosteroid biosynthetic process
Cellular component (GO): endoplasmic reticulum membrane
Molecular function (GO): 7-dehydrocholesterol reductase activity
Source: RefSeq, a predicted model, not a curated record
AAUAGGUCAGGAGUGAGUAAUAUUGUGAAGUUGGCACCUCGCAGUUUAGAGAGAGGGAGAGCAGGUACACUCACAACCUCUCUCUGCCUCUGCUCUCACACCCUUCAGCUCCCUCUCUUUCCCUCUCACUCCCUCUCUCCUCACACCGGGGGUCACCUGUCACCGGAGGGAAGAAAACAUUACACGAGUUUUCAGCAUGGGGCCCUAUGACAUCUUGAGGUACUACGUGGGUCCCCCUCUCAUUAUCCUGGGGGCCACGGCGGGGGUGCAGCUCCUGGCGUGGCUGGGGACAGAUGACACUUCAUAUCCCUGUCAGGUGAUGGGGAAUGCGAGCGCCUGGGUGACUGUGGGGGCUGUCUUGCUGUGGGCCUUCGCUUCCCUUUGGGUACCAGGCAAGGAAUUUUACGGUCCACGCACUUCUUUUGGAUACACGCCCAAGUACAAGGCUAAUGGGAUGCAGUUCUUCCUAGUAUCCAUUGUAACUUAUCUGGUUCUCGUCCUUGUCUUCCCUCACCUUCCCAUUCACCUGUACCGCAAUUUCUCUAACAUAAUCGUCACUUGCAAUCUGCUGGCGCUGCUUCUGUGCGUGUUCCUGCUGGUGAAGGGCAAGAUGUGGCCGGACAGCGCGGAGGUAAUGGAGCCAAAACCUUUACUUUACGAAUUUUACCGCGGCAUGGAGCUUCACCCGAGGAUUCUGGGAGUGGACGUGAAACAAUUAACGAACUGUCGCUUCGGUCUGUUGGCGUGGGAGCUUUUAGUUGUGAAUUUCUUCCUGGCAGGGUGGGAGAAACAUGGGUUUAGCCUAGCGCAUCUCGUCUCCACAGCUCUCCAGACAGUGUACCUUGCAAAGUUUUACUGGUGGGAGACUGGUUACUUCAAUACACUGGAUAUAAUAUUAGACAGAGCUGGGUAUUAUAUCUGCUGGGGAUGUCUAGCCUUCGUUCCUUCCCUUUACACCUUCACCUCUUACUAUCUCGUAGCUAAUCCACCAGUAAUGAAUACUUUUGAAUCUAUAGCCACGUUUCUGCUAGGUAUUCUAGCUAUUUCCCUCAACUACAGGGUGGACUGGGAGAAGGAGCAUUUCAAAGCCACUAACGGGCGUUGUAAACUUUGGGGAAAGCCUGCUACGUAUAUAGAAACAAUAAGGGAGACAGGUGAAGGCAUUCAGCACUCCAAGCUCCUCACAGCCGGAUUCUGGGGAGUGGCUAGGCAUUUGAAUUACACAUUUGAACUCCUGCUCGCUUUAUCCUGGUGUCUGCCUGGCUUAGGGCGUGGUAUUCUUCCCUUUACUUACUUCAUCUUCCUCACCAUUCUUCUCGUGCAUAGAGUUUUCAGGGAUGAGGAGAAAUGUGCGGCAAAAUAUGGGUUCUUCUGGGACACUUACUGCUCGCGUGUGCCUUACAGAAUGCUGCCUGGUGCUUUUUAGGCUAGGCUAGGCUAGCUUGGGUUUAUUUUAGGUUGUGUAGUGAGGGUUUAUAAAAGAACGGUGAGGAAGGAAAAGAGAGGAAAGAGGAUUACAGAAGAACGACUGGGAAGGGUAAAAUAGAGGAAGAGAGGUUUGCGAAAACAUGAAGAAGGAAAAUAAAAGAGGAAAGAGGAUUAUGAAAACAGUUACGAAAGAACUAUGAGGAAGGAAAAUAUUCAUGAAAGAAUAGUGAUAAAGAGGGGAAAAAAUGGAUUUGUUUUAGGGUUGGCUAGGCGUCAGUUAGGUUACAUAUGAGAGAAAACGGAAAUAUAAAAGAAGCGUGAGAAAAAAGGAAGUUAACGAAGGAAAGAAAGUGAUAAAGAGUUCGGUGUGCGCUUGGACAGAAGAGCGGAAUUAAGGAUCAAAACACGAGGAACAAAACAUGAAGAGAAUGAGGAAGAAAAAGACAAGAUAAAAAAAAAAAAAAGCUUGUUUUCCACGUAAUGUAAAUCAAAUACAUUUUCACAUUAUAA